UUAUGUAAAUUUCGUUUUUGUAGUGAAAAACAUUCACACAAUAAUCGUGUAAAACACUAUCUAAAAAGUAGAAAAAUCCACCAAAAAUGGCAUUUCGCUACGUCCGAUUUGCCUCGUCGUUUACUCGGAACAAUAUGGAAGCAUUCAAACGAAAACAAACCGCUUUGCAAAGUCGACUCGAUGCGGUCCAGUUUCCAGAAAAAUACAAAGGAACCAUCCUGGAGAAAUGGGCCCUGUACUGGAAGAACCUGGUACGUGACUACAAGGAUAUGAUCAUCGACACCGGUAAGACAAUGCGGGACCGGCCGGUCCGGAGUGGAAUCUACCUGACACUCCUCGGUUCGACCUACUACUGCUGUGUCAACAAUCCGGAUGAGGCCGAUUUCAUGAAUCGUUUCCGCCAGUACAGUAAUGAACUGCAACUGGUGCAUCCGAGCUGCCAAAAUCCGGAAGCUUCCAGGCACAUUCAGUUUCUGCAGCGGUGCUACAAUGAAGGUAUUGUUCGGCGGAUAUCGCUCGGAGUUGUGUCCUUUAUUUGGUUGAAUAAUUUUGACCGAGGAGUGGCCAUUUACCAGGCUAUCUGUCCGUACUUACAACCACGCUAUAUGACCUUCCACGAGCGGAUCGUCGACGUUGGCUUCAACAACGAGUGGUGGAAUUUGAAGAAGAAGAUGGUAGAUUACGAUAUUAACGAAGAAAGCUUUCAGGAAUAAACUGUAGUGUUAUCAAAAA
Ochlerotatus camptorhynchus is the source of this 732-nucleotide messenger RNA. RefSeq names its product mitochondrial import inner membrane translocase subunit Tim29. Bases 87 to 713 code for a protein of 208 amino acids. The record is from RefSeq and is a predicted model, not a curated record. Gene Ontology annotation, cellular component: TIM22 mitochondrial import inner membrane insertion complex. The transcript has a single exon. NCBI's taxonomy places the organism in Eukaryota, Metazoa, Arthropoda, Insecta, Diptera, Culicidae. Gene Ontology annotation, biological process: protein insertion into mitochondrial inner membrane.